This is a messenger RNA of Parnassius apollo (apollo), 651 nucleotides long. The record is from the annotation of a GenBank genome assembly. NCBI's taxonomy places the organism in Eukaryota, Metazoa, Arthropoda, Insecta, Lepidoptera, Papilionidae.
AUGGAUGAUGGAAUACGGAAGAACGCGCAAAGGGCCGCUGCCAGGAGGUCGAGAGCGAGAGGUGCUGCACGACCACCCAUCAACCCCUCGCAUCCACCAUCCCCACCAUCUGGCUUGGUGUCGGCAGGGUCUUCGCGGGCCCAGCAAUCGGCACCCGCCACUGGUGGAGUACGCCGCAUGCGAUGGACACUCAAAAUGAAUACCAACGCACUGUGGGCGUAUUUUAGGGCGAAAGGGGGAGAAGUUGGAGGUUUGGUAUAUCGGGCUAGGAUGCAUCGUCUUUUUGCUGAGCUGGAGCCAUCUAUAACCGUCACCGAGCAAAACCAGGCAGAACGAGUUCGGUAUAUCUCGCGCUCAAAUAUAUUUGAUGUUGCCGAACUCGAACGGCUACGACGUGAGGCUGUUCCUUCAUCGGGUGAAAAUGCUACGGCUGAGGAUGCGGCGCCACAACUUGCAGAGCAAACAGCAAACGUGGAUGCCGCCGUGAAUACCCCAGUUGUGGUUGAUUCAAACGAUGAUGGAACAAUCGCCCAGGAACUGGAACUAGAGCAAAUGAGGAGUACAUUGGAAGAGGCGAUUGUGGAAACGCGCAGUACGCCUCUCGAAAAUCGACCGCGACUUCCUCGCAUAUCCCUAAGCAUCGUGUCGUGA